UCUCCCAGCUUUCUGCUUCUGCUUCCUUCUCUUAUUUCUCCUAUUUCUCCUCCUCUUCCAAUUUUUUCACUAAGAAACAUCCUGAUUUCCUCCAUCCAAAGUAUCAAAUCUCCAUUUGGUUCUAGCUAAAACUCUCUUUCCUAAAUCUGUGCUCUUUGCCAUAUCUCCUCUAUUUUGUUCUGGAACUCUUUUAAAUCUCACCACCUUCUUGUUGUCCUUUCGCCUUACCACCAUUAGUUAUGUACGUAAUCUCCUCCAAAAAGAUCUUUCCUUUUAUCCAAGAACGAGUGGAGAAAUCCUUCCAGGGCUCAGAAGAAGAAAGGAUCCAACUUGUUCCCUUUCCUCCUCUCUUUUGAACUCAAGAAUCACCAAAAGAAGAAGAAGCAAAAGAUCCAAUCUUUGCUUCGAUUCUUUGGUGCUCUUAGUCCUAGAACCGAUGUCUACGCUCCAGGGGAAGCUGCGGUCGUUUCUGAACAACCGAUGGCUGGUGUUUGUGGCGGCAAUGUGGAUGCAGUCCUGGGCCGGGAUUGGCUACUUGUUCGGGAGCAUCUCGCCGGUGAUCAAGAGCUCUCUGGGAUACAACCAGCGGCAGCUCGCCAGCCUCGGUGUGGCCAAGGACCUCGGCGACAGCGUCGGGUUCCUCGCCGGCACCCUCUGCGAGGUCCUGCCCCUCUGGGCAGCGCUGCUCAUCGGGGCGCUGCAGAACUUGAUCGGUUAUGGCUGGGUCUGGCUUGUCGUCAUUGGGCGAGUGCCCGUUUUGCCUCUCUGGGUGAUGUGUAUUCUCAUUUUUGUUGGCAAUAAUGGAGAAACCUACUUCAACACAGCUGCACUGGUUUCAUGUGUGCAGAACUUCCCCAAGAGCCGGGGACCUGUAGUGGGUAUCCUGAAGGGAUUUGCUGGCCUAAGUGGUGCUAUCUUGACUCAAAUUUAUGCCAUGAUUCACACACCAGAUCAUGCAGCUCUCAUCUUUAUGGUUGCAGUUGGACCUACCAUGGUAGUUAUCGCCUUGAUGUUCAUCAUCAGGCCUGUUGGAGGCCACAGACAAAUGCGGCCUUCAGAUAACUCCAGUUUUGUGUUUGUCUAUAGUGUGUGCUUGCUCCUGGCUGCUUAUUUGUUGGGUGUCAUGCUUCUUGAAGAUUUAAUUGGCUUGAGUGAAACAGUGACUACCUUGUGCACAGUGGUGUUACUCUUUCUUCUACUGGUUCCUAUUGUAAUACCUUUGCUAUUAACCUGCUAUUUUGAUGAAAUUUCUCCUGCUCAAGAGUCUCUUUUACCUGUUCCUCAGAAAGAAGGGGCAGGUAAAUCAGGAGAAUCAACAGAACAACAUGAGGUUAUUUUGAGUGAUGUUGAAGAUGUAAAGCCCAAGGAAGUUGACUUACUUCCUUCAUUAGAGAGGCAGAAGAGGAUUGCACAGUUGCAAGCAAGACUGUUUCAAGCUGCAGCUGUAGGAGCUGUAAGGGUCAAAAAGAGGAAAGGUCCUCAUAGAGGAGAAGACUUCACCCUGAUACAGGCACUAAUUAAGGCAGAUUUUUGGCUUCUUUUUUUGUCUUUGUUGUUUGGAUCAGGGUCUGGCUUGACGGUCAUUGACAAUUUGGGUCAAAUGAGCCAAUCUUUGGGUUACAGUGAGACUCAUAUUUUCGUUUCCAUGAUCAGCAUUUGGAACUUUCUUGGCCGCAUUGGUGGAGGCUAUAUUUCUGAGAUUAUUGUAAGGGAACAUGCAUAUCCAAGGCCGGUGGUUUUGGCAGUGACUCAGGUUUUAAUGGCAGUUGGACACUUCUUCUUUGCAAUGGGUUGGCCUGGAGCAAUGUACAUUGGAACAUUGCUGAUUGGGCUCGGAUAUGGAUCUCAUUGGUCUAUUGUGCCAGCUGCUGCCUCUGAGCUGUUUGGCUUGAAAAGUUUUGGAGCCUUAUACAAUUUCCUCACAGUGGCUAAUCCUGCAGGUUCAUUGGUAUUCUCAGGUCUAAUUGCAAGUGGUAUUUAUGACCAUGAAGCUGAAAAACAAGCACACAUGCACCAUAACACAAGAUCUUUGUUUGGGAGAAUGCUUUUUGGAGCACAACUUCAUGAUGAAGAGCCGCUAAAAUGUGAGGGAGCUGUGUGCUUUUUCCUUUCUUCCUUGAUCAUGUCAGGAUUUUGCAUCAUUGCAGUUAUCUUGAGCUUGAUCCUUGUUUAUAGGACCAAGAUUGUCUAUGCCCACCUCUAUGAGAAGCCUCGCACAUGAGUUCUCUUUAUUAGGAAGUAUGCAAUCUCAUGCUCGAGAUUAUGAUUUUUCUAUAGGCAAUGGUUGAAAUCUUCUACAUGGAAGUAACCAUUUUCCUCAACUCGAGCUCAAAUGGUUGGGGGUCUUCCUCAGAAAGGAACAGCAACUGCAUUGAAUUUCUUGAAAGAUAGAUCAUUCGAUACUAUAACACAAAUUUCUUUAUGUCUAUUUUCUGCCCAUUAUUCUGCAAGUCCUGGGAGUAUAAUCAAAUUGAUGCAUUGUUUCUUCUUUUCGAUGUGAUUUAUUGUCCUUAUGGUGGUAGUACCGCCACAUAUCAGGUCUCUGUUUUUCAAUGUUUGGGAUUAUUUGUUCAUGUGUAUAACCUGUGAUACAGCCUUUGAGUGGUACAUAAAUAAUUUAAUAUCUCUUGUCUAUUGUAAAAUAACAUUUUCUGCAUUUUCUGUUUUAAGCUCUUGCCUAGCAAGUAUUUUUUAUA
This is a messenger RNA of Phoenix dactylifera (date palm), 2696 nucleotides long. RefSeq names its product protein NUCLEAR FUSION DEFECTIVE 4. The record is from RefSeq and is a predicted model, not a curated record. Gene Ontology annotation, cellular component: membrane. Lineage: Eukaryota; Viridiplantae; Streptophyta; Magnoliopsida; Arecales; Arecaceae.